Miscanthus lutarioriparius is the source of this 2190-nucleotide messenger RNA. The record is from the annotation of a GenBank genome assembly. NCBI's taxonomy places the organism in Eukaryota, Viridiplantae, Streptophyta, Magnoliopsida, Poales, Poaceae.
AUGUCGCGGGUGGCGUCGCUGUCACCGUCCUUGUCGGGCGACGAGGUGGAGGUGGAGGAGGAAGAGGAGGACGAGGGCGUCGACGGCUACCGCAAGGGCGGCUACCACGCCGUCCGCCCCGGGGACCAGUUCGCCGCCGGCCGCUACGUCGCCCAGCGGAAGCUCGGCUGGGGCAACUUCUCCACCGUCUGGCUCGCCUUCGACGUCCAAUCACAGAGAUACGUGGCCCUGAAGAUCCAAAAGAGUGCGCCUGAGUUUGCGCAAGCUGCUCUUCAUGAAAUCGAGUUCCUGUCAGAGAUCACCAAGAGGGACCCGUCGAACUGCAAAUGCAUCAUUCAGCUGGUAGAUCACUUCAAGCACGCAGGGCCGAACGGGCAGCAUAUCUGCCUGGUCUUUGAGUUACUGGGAGAUAGCUUGCUUAAGCUGGUACAGUACAACCGGUACAAAGGCAUCGGGUUGGAUAGGGUGAGGCGAAUAUGCAAGUCGAUUUUGGUAGGCCUUGAUUACUUGCACAAUGAGCUUGGCAUCAUCCACUCAGAUUUGAAGCUUGAGAACGUUCUCCUUGUCUCGACCAUUGAUCCCUCCAAGGACCCCAUUCGUUCUGGGCUUAAACCUAACCUUGAGAGGCCUGAGGGAAACCCUAAUGGUGAAGCUGGUCUUAAUGCGAUUGAGAAGAAGCUAAAGAUGAGAGCAAGGAGGGUGCAUGCAAAGCUUGCUGAGAAAAGAAAAUCAGCUGUGGAACCUUCGCGCUCAGAAAGGAGAUUGGAUGGAAUUGAUCUUACAUGCAAGAUUGUGGACUUUGGGAAUGCUUGCUGGGCCGACAAGCAAUUUACAGAUUUUAUUCAGACACGGCAGUAUCGGGCGCCAGAGAUCAUUCUAGGUGCAGGAUACUCGUUUUCUGUUGACAUGUGGUCAUUUAUGUGUAUCGCUUUUGAGCUCGCAACAGGAGAAAUGCUAUUUACACCCAAGGAAGGUCACGGAUACAGUGAAGAUGAGGAUCACUUGGCUUUAAUGAUGGAACUACUUGGCAAGAUGCCGAAGAAGAUUGCAACCAUGGGAACACGAUCAAAGGAAUAUUUUGACCGCCAUGGAGAUCUGAAGCGGAUAAGAAGGCUGAAAUUGUCAUCCAUUGAACGUGUCCUUGUUGACAAAUACAAAAUUUCUGAAUCUGAUGCCCUGGAAUUUGCCAGUUUUCUUUGCCCUUUACUCGACUUUGCACCAGAGAAGAGGCCAACAGCUUUAGACUGCCUAAAGCAUCCAUGGCUUCGAUAUAACGAGGAUAAAGCUUGUGGUCCUCUUAACAAUAAUGAUGCCAAGAACAUUGAUCUGGCCCAAAGCACAGGGAGUAUCACCAGUGGUGACUGUACAAAUAUUGAUUUGACGAGCAAAAAAAGCGGCCCCACUGGAACUUGUGAUAAGACUGCUGAUGCAAAAUACAACACCAGAAGCAUUACCAGCAAUGCUUCCAUGAACACUGAUGUACAGCCCAAUACUGGAAGCAUUGUGAACAGACUUGCCAAAAAUGUUGAUGUAAAUCCGAACAUUGGUUCCAUCACUAAUAGAGAUGCCAAGACUUCUGAUAUGAAGCCCCACAUUGGAAGCAUCACCAUCAGUGACGCCAAAAGCUCUAAUGCAAAGCUGGAUACAGGUAACAUCACUGAUAGAAAUGCCAAAACUGUCAAUAUAAAGCCCAACUCUGACAACAUCUCCAGCAGAGAUGACAAGAGCAGUAAUGUGGACACCACCACUUCCAGUGUUGUCAACAAAGAUGUGAAGCGCAGCAUCAGAAGUGUUGUUAAUUCUUAUAUCAAGAACUUUGAUGCACAAUGCAACACUGGAAGCCCUGCUAACAGUGAUGCUCGGAACUCAUCAAAUAUGAAACCCAGCACUAGAAUUGUUAGCAGUGCUGAUAAUGUCAAGUGUAUGGACAUAAAACCGAUCAGUGGAAGUGCUAAGAGCAAUGACAUCAGUCCUAAGAGCAAUGACACCAUCAAUGCUAAUGUGAAAUCCAACACUGGAAUUGUUGCAAACAGUGAUGCCAAGAACACCGAUGUACAGACUAACAUUGGAAGUGUCGACAGCAGCGAUGAUUACAGCGUUGACUCAAAACCAAACAUUGGUCGGGUUGCUGCGAGCAUACAGAGGUUGGAGAGCAGCAUGAGUAAAGUGCAAAGCGGGAAAUACAGGUGA